ACAGCUUCAGCCUCGGCUCGGGCAGCAGCGAGUUCGAACCCCGUGGCUUUCUCCGUUUGCGUUCUGGUUUCCCUGCCCCUGGGCUCCGGGGGGGUCUUGCGGACGUUCAGGCUUUGCAGCAUCUCGUGGCCUCCAGGAUGCCGGUGACCGAGAAGGACCUGGCGGAGGACGCGCCGUGGAAGAAGAUCCAGCAGAACACGUUCACGCGCUGGUGCAACGAGCACCUCAAGUGCGUGAACAAGCGCAUCGGGAACCUGCAGACCGACCUGAGCGACGGGCUGCGGCUCAUCGCGCUGCUGGAGGUGCUCAGCCAGAAACACAUGUACCGCAAGUACCACCAGAGGCCCACCUUCCGGCAGAUGCAGCUGGAGAACGUGUCCGUGGCCCUCGAGUUCCUGGACCACGAGAGCAUCAAGCUGGUGUCCAUCGAUAGUAAAGCCAUUGUGGAUGGGAAUCUGAAGCUCAUCUUGGGCCUGGUAUGGACUCUGAUCCUUCACUACUCCAUCUCCAUGCCCGUGUGGGAGGACGAGGGGGACGACGACGCCAAGAAGCAGACGCCGAAGCAGAGGCUGCUGGGAUGGAUUCAGAACAAGAUCCCCUACUUGCCCAUCACCAACUUUAACCAGAACUGGCAGGAUGGCAAAGCGCUGGGCGCUCUGGUAGACAGCUGUGCUCCAGGCCUGUGCCCAGACUGGGAGUCGUGGGAUCCACGAAAGCCCGUGGACAAUGCCCGAGAAGCCAUGCAACAAGCUGACGACUGGCUGGGUGUCCCUCAGGUCAUCACUCCUGAGGAGAUCAUUCACCCGGACGUGGACGAGCACUCGGUGAUGACUUACCUCUCCCAGUUCCCCAAGGCCAAGCUCAAGCCGGGAGCUCCUCUAAAACCCAAACUCAACCCGAAGAAAGCCAGAGCCUACGGCAGAGGAAUUGAACCCACUGGAAACAUGGUGAAGCAACCAGCGAAGUUCACCGUGGACACCAUCAGUGCUGGGCAAGGAGACGUGAUGGUGUUCGUGGAGGAUCCAGAGGGGAACAAGGAGGAGGCACAGGUAACCCCUGACAGUGACAAAAACAAGACGUACUCUGUGGAGUACCUGCCCAAGGUCACCGGGCUGCACAAGGUCAUAGUCCUGUUCGCAGGACAGCAUAUCUCCAAGAGCCCAUUUGAGGUAAAUGUCGACAAGGCCCAAGGGGAUGCCAGUAAGGUCACCGCCAAAGGCCCUGGCUUGGAACCUGCAGGGAACAUUGCCAACAAGCCCACCUACUUUGACAUCUACACAGCUGGGGCUGGUGUGGGGGACAUCGGGGUUGAGGUGGAAGACGCCCAGGGCAAGAACGCCGUGGAGCUGCUCAUAGAAGACAGGGGCAGCCAGGUGUUCCGCUGCGUGUACAAGCCCGUGCAGCCUGGCCCGCAUGUGGUCAAGGUCUCCUUUGCUGGGGACAGCAUUCCCAAGAGCCCUUUCGUCGUGCAGAUUGGGGAAGCCUGCAACCCGAAUGCCUGCCGGGCCAGCGGCCGGGGCCUGCAGCCAAAAGGUGUGAGGAUCAGGGAGACUGCGGACUUCAAGGUGGAUACCAAGGCUGCUGGAAGUGGGGAACUUGGAGUGACCAUAAAGGGUCCUAAGGGCCUGGAGGAGCUGGUGAAGCAGAAGGGCUUUCUGGACGGGGUCUACUCGUUUGAGUAUUACCCUAGCACCCCGGGGAAAUACAGUGUCGCUGUCACUUGGGGAGGACACCACAUUCCCAAGAGCCCAUUCGAAGUUCAGGUUGGCCCUGAAGCAGGCAUGCAGAAAGUCCGAGCUUGGGGACCCGGCCUCCAUGGUGGCAUUGUUGGUCAUUCGGCAGACUUUGUGGUGGAAUCCAUUGGUGCUGAGGUUGGAACAUUGGGCUUUGCCAUCGAAGGUCCGUCCCAGGCAAAGAUCGAGUAUGACGACAGGAAUGACGGGUCGUGUGAUGUCAAAUACUGGCCCAAGGAGCCCGGAGAAUACGCCGUCCACAUCAUGUGUGAUGACGAAGACAUCAAGGACAGCCCAUACAUGGCUUUCAUCUACCCCGCCACGGGGGACUAUAACCCAGAUCUGGUCCAAGCAUAUGGGCCAGGUUUGGAGAAAACUGGUUGUAUUGUGAACAACCCUGCUGAAUUCACCGUGGACCCCAAGGAUGCUGGAAAAGCGCCCUUAAAGAUACUUGCUCAGGACGGAGAAGGCCAUCCCAUUGACAUCCAGAUGAAGAGCCGCAUGGACGGCACAUAUGCCUGUUCGUACACCCCAGUCAAGGCUAUCAAGCACACCAUCGCCGUGGUCUGGGGUGGCGUGAACAUCCCACACAGCCCCUACAGGGUCAACAUUGGGCAAGGUAGUCAUCCCCAGAAGGUCAAAGUCUUUGGGCCCGGUGUGGAAAGAAAUGGUCUGAAAGCAAAUGAACCCACACAUUUCACAGUGGACUGCACUGAGGCCGGGGAAGGUGAUGUCAGCGUUGGCAUCAAGUGUGAUGCCCGGGUGUUAAGUGAGGAUGAGGAAGAUGUGGAUUUUGACAUCAUUCACAAUGCCAAUGACACGUUCACGGUGAAAUAUGUGCCUCCUGCUGCUGGGCGGUACACAAUUAAGGUCCUCUUUGCGUCUCAGGAAAUCCCCGCCAGCCCUUUCAGAGUCAAGGUCGACCCUUCCCACGAUGCCAGCAAAGUGAAGGCGGAAGGUCCAGGGCUCAGCAAAGCAGGUGUGGAAAAUGGAAAACCAACCCACUUCACCGUCUAUACCAAGGGAGCCGGGAAAGCCCCGCUCAACGUGCAGUUCGACAGCCCCCUUCCCGGUGACGCCGUGAGAGACCUGGAUGUCAUCGACAAUUAUGACUACUCACACACCGUUAAAUACACCCCCACCCAGCAGGGUAACAUGCAGGUUCUGGUAACUUACGGUGGAGACCCCAUUCCUAAAAGCCCUUUCACUGUGGAUGUCGCUGCCCCCUUGGACCUGAGCAAGAUAAAAAUCAAUGGGCUGGAAAAUAGGGUUGAAGUUGGGAAAGAUCAGGAAUUUGCUAUUGACACCAAAGGGGCAGGAGGCCAAGGGAAGCUGGACGUGACAAUCCUCAGCCCGUCUCGAAAGGUUGUGCCCUGCCUGGUAGCGCCAGUAGCUGGCCGAGAGAGCAGCACAGCCAAGUUCAUCCCACGGGAAGAGGGGCUGUUCGCUGUGGAUGUGACCUACGAUGGACACCCUGCCCCUGGGAGCCCGUACACCGUGGAGGCCAUGCUGCCACCCGAUCCCACCAAGGUGAAGGCCCAUGGCCCUGGCCUAGAGGGCGGUCUUGUCGGCAAGCCCGCCGAGUUUACCAUCGAUACCAAAGGAGCUGGGACCGGGGGCUUGGGCCUGACUGUGGAAGGCCCAUGUGAGGCCAAGAUCGAGUGUUCCGACAAUGGCGACGGGACCUGCUCCGUGUCCUACCUGCCCACGAAACCUGGCGAAUACUUUGUCAACAUCCUCUUUGAAGAAGUUCACAUCCCUGGGUCUCCUUUCAAAGCUGACAUUGAGCUGCCAUUUGACCCCUCUAAAGUGGUGGCAUCAGGCCCGGGACUCGAACGGGGGAAAGUGGGGGAGGCCGGGCUGCUCUGCGUGGACUGUUCGGAAGCGGGGCCCGGCACACUGGGCCUGGAGGCCGUCUCGGACUCGGGAGCUCAGGCCGAGGUCUGCAUCGAGAACAACAAGGACGGCACCUGUGCCGUGAGCUACGUGCCCCUGACGGCUGGCAUGUACACGCUCACCAUGACGUACGGCGGCCAGCUCGUGCCCCACUUCCCCACCCGGGUCAGCGUGGCGCCCGCCGUGGACACCAGCAAGGUCAAAGCCUUCGGGCCCGGAAUAGAAGGAAAAGAUGUAUUCCGAGAAGCUACAACAGACUUCACAGUGGACUCGAGGCCACUGACCCAGGUUGGGGGCAACCACAUCAAGGCUCACAUAGUCAACCCCUCGGGGGCCUCCACGGAGUGCUUCGUCAAGGACAAUGCUGACGGGACCUACCAGGUGGAGUACACGCCCUUUGAGAAAGGUUUCCACACAGUGGAGGUGACCUAUGAUGACGUGCCUAUCCCAAACAGUCCCUUCAAGGUGGCAGUCACGGAAGGCUGCCAGCCAUCUCGGGUUCAUGCCCAUGGUCCUGGACUGAAGGAGGGUUUUACCAACAAACCCAACGUCUUCACUGUGGUCACCAGAGGGGCAGGCAUCGGCGGGCUUGGCAUCACGGUCGAGGGGCCGUCGGAGUCGAAGAUAAGCUGCAGGGACAACAAGGACGGCAGCUGCGGCGCCGAGUACGUGCCCUUUGCUGCAGGGACUUACGACGUCAACAUCACGUAUGGAGGAGCCCACAUCCCCGGCAGCCCCUUCAGGGUUCCCGUACAGGAUGUUGUGGAUCCCAGUAAGGUCAAGGUCGCUGGCCCCGGGCUGGGCUCUGGUGUCCGAGCCCGCAUCCCACAGGCCUUCACCAUAGACAGCAGCAAGGCCGGCCUGGCUCCACUGGAAGUAAGAGUUCUGGGCCCCAGAGGGCUCGUGGAACCAGUGAAUGUGGUAGACAAAGGGGACGGCACACACACGGUCACCUACACCCCCUCUCAGGAGGGACCCUACAUCGUCUCAGUUAAAUAUGCUGAUGAAGAGAUCCCUCGAAGUCCCUUUAAGGUCAAGGUCCUUCCCACAUAUGAUGCUAGUAAAGUGACCGCCAGUGGGCCCGGUCUCAGCUCCUACGGGGUGCCUGCCAGCCUGCCCGUUGAGUUCGCAAUCGAUGCCAAAGACGCUGGGGAAGGCCUGCUUGCUGUCCAGAUCACGGACCAAGAGGGAAAGCCCAAAAGAGCCACUGUGCAUGACAACAAAGAUGGCACCUAUGCCGUCUCCUACAUCCCUGAUAAGACUGGACGCUACAUGAUUGGGGUCACCUAUGGUGGGGACAACAUUCCGUUAUCUCCUUACCGCAUCCGGGCCACGCAGACAGGAGACGCUAGCAAGUGCCUGGCCACAGGUCCUGGCAUUGCCCCCACUGUGAAAACUGGGGAGGAAGUAGGCUUUGUGGUGGACGCCAAGACUGCUGGGAAGGGGAAAGUGACCUGCACAAUUGUGACCCCAGAUGGCACAGAGGCUGAGGCCGACGUCAUUGAAAACGAGGAUGGCACCUAUGACAUUUUCUACACGGCCGCUAAGCCAGGCACCUAUGUGAUCUACGUGCGCUUUGGUGGUGUUGACAUCCCCAACAGCCCCUUCACUGUCAUGGCCACGGAUGGGGACGCCACAGCCGUGGAGGAGGCACCGGUAAAUGCAUGUCCCCCUGGAUUCAGGCCCUGGGUGACUGAAGAGGCCUAUGUCCCAGUGAGUGACAUGAACGGCCUAGGGUUUAAGCCUUUUGACUUGGUCAUUCCGUUUGCUGUCAGGAAAGGCGAGAUCACUGGAGAGGUCCGCAUGCCUUCCGGGAAGACAGCCACGCCUGAGAUUGUGGACAACAAGGAUGGCACAGUCACGGUCAGAUACGCCCCCACUGAGGUUGGGCUCCAUGAGAUGCACAUCAAAUACAUGGGCAGCCACAUCCCGGAGAGCCCUCUCCAGUUCUACGUGAACUACCCUGACAGCGGGAGCGUGUCUGCGUACGGCCCUGGCCUCGUGUAUGGCGUGGCCAACAAAACCGCCACCUUCACCAUCGUCACCGAGGACGCAGGAGAAGGAGGUCUGGACUUGGCUAUCGAGGGGCCCUCGAAGGCCGAGAUCAGCUGCAUCGACAACAAAGAUGGGACCUGCACGGUGACCUACCUGCCCACGCUGCCAGGCGACUACAGCAUUCUGGUCAAGUACAAUGACAAGCACAUCCCUGGCAGCCCCUUCAGGGCCAAAAUCACAGAUGACAGCAGACGCUGCUCCCAGGUGAAGUUGGGCUCAGCCGCUGACUUCCUGCUGGACAUCAGCGAGACUGACCUGAGCACACUGACGGCCAGCAUCAAGGCCCCGUCGGGCCGCGACGAGCCCUGCCUACUGAAGAGACUCCCGAACAACCACAUCGGCAUCUCCUUCAUCCCGCGGGAGGUGGGUGAACAUCUGGUGAGCAUCAAGAAAAACGGCAACCACGUGGCCAACAGCCCCGUAUCCAUUAUGGUGGUCCAGUCUGAGAUUGGUGAUGCCCGCCGAGCCAAAGUGUACGGGAGAGGCCUGUCGGAAGGCCGCACCUUCGAGAUGUCUGACUUCAUCGUGGACACGAGGGAUGCAGGUUACGGAGGCAUAUCCUUGGCCGUGGAAGGGCCCAGCAAGGUGGACAUCCAGACAGAGGACCUGGAAGAUGGCACCUGCAAGGUCUCCUACUUCCCCACCGUGCCCGGGGUCUAUAUUGUCUCCACCAAAUUUGCUGAUGAGCACGUGCCUGGAAGUCCGUUCACCGUGAAGAUCAGCGGUGAGGGGCGAGUCAAGGAGAGUAUCACACGGACCAGCCGGGCCCCAUCUGUGGCCACCGUUGGCAGCAUCUGUGACCUGAACCUAAAGAUCCCAGAAAUCAACAGCAGUGACAUGUCGGCUCAUGUCACCAGUCCCUCUGGUCAUGUGACCAAGGCAGAGAUUGUGCCCGUGGGGAAGAACUCGCACUGUGUCCGCUUUGUGCCUCAGGAGAUGGGUGUGCACACAGUCAGCGUGAAGUACCGCGGGCAGCAUGUGACGGGCAGCCCCUUCCAGUUCACUGUGGGGCCGCUGGGCGAGGGCGGGGCCCACAAGGUCCGCGCUGGAGGGCCCGGCCUGGAGAGGGGCGAAGCGGGCAUCCCAGCUGAGUUCAGCGUGUGGACCCGGGAAGCAGGCGCUGGAGGCCUCUCCAUUGCUGUGGAGGGCCCGAGUAAGGCCGAGAUUACAUUCGAUGACCAUAAAAAUGGGUCGUGCGGGGUGUCUUAUAUUGCCCAAGAGCCUGGCAACUACGAGGUGUCUAUCAAGUUCAACGAUGAGCACAUCCCGGACAGCCCCUACCUGGUGCCCGUCAUCGCUCCCUCCGACGACGCGCGCCGCCUCACUGUUAUGAGCCUUCAGGAAUCAGGAUUAAAAGUUAACCAGCCAGCAUGCUUUGCUAUAAGGCUGAACGGCGCCAAAGGCAAGAUUGACGCGAAGGUGCACAGCCCCUCCGGAGCCGUGGAGGAAUGCCACGUGUCUGAGCUGGAGCCAGAUAAGUACGCCGUGCGCUUCAUCCCUCACGAGAACGGUGUCCAUACCAUCGAUGUCAAGUUCAAUGGGAGCCACGUGGUCGGAAGCCCCUUCAAAGUGCGCGUUGGGGAGCCUGGCCAGGCAGGCAAUCCUGCCCUAGUGUCUGCCUACGGUGCAGGGCUUGAGGGAGGCAUCACAGGCAUCCAGUCUGAAUUCUACAUCAACACCACCCGAGCAGGCCCAGGCACCUUGUCUGUUACCAUUGAAGGGCCGUCCAAGGUCAAAAUGGACUGCCAGGAAACCCCGGAAGGGUACAAAGUCAUGUACACGCCCAUGGCCCCUGGAAACUACCUCAUUGGGGUCAAAUACGGUGGGCCCAACCACAUUGUGGGCAGUCCGUUCAAGGCCAAGGUGACAGGCCAGCGUCUGGUCGGCCCAGGCUCAGCCAAUGAGACUUCAUCCAUCCUGGUAGAGUCAGUGACCAGGUCCUCGACGGAGACCUGCUACAGCGCCAUCCCCAAGUCGUCCUCCGAUGCCAGCAAGGUGACCUCCAAGGGGGCAGGGCUCUCAAAGGCUUUUGUGGGCCAGAAGAGCUCCUUCCUGGUUGACUGCAGCAAAGCAGGGUCCAACAUGCUGCUGAUCGGAGUCCACGGGCCCACCACCCCCUGUGAAGAAGUGUCCAUGAAGCACGUGGGCAACCAGCAGUACAACGUCACGUACGUCGUCAAGGAGCGCGGGGACUAUGUCCUGGCCGUGAAGUGGGGGGAGGAGCACAUCCCCGGCAGCCCCUUCCACGUCACGGUGCCUUAGAGUGGCACUUGGCAUCGAGUCCUGAGAAGGGUGCUUGCUGUCGCUUUUCUCUUCCCGCUUGUUUGUAAUCUCACUUUACACAAUGUCCCCGGCCUGUCAGUGGGUCCCCAACUCCAUCCCCAAACAGUUGCCGUUCAAAGUGCCUGUAGAAGUAAGUGCUGGACUUGACCCCUGAGCAACGUGGUGGCCAAAUCAUGAAUGCAGCUUAAUGCAGAGUUAGCAGGACACAGCGUGCACUCGGCCCCAGUCCAAACUCCUAGAUGCACGGAAUGCUGCAAACAGACCAAGAACGUGGCAAGACUGGUAUUUUUCCAAAAGAAAUGAGACUGAAGAGGGCGGGGCAGGGGGGGAGUGCCAGGGAAGACAGGGAAAAAGAGGAGGCCCAGUGUAGAUUGCCAUUUAGCAAAGGAAAUGACUAAAAACCAGCCUGGCCUGCCCUGUGGCAGGCCCCAGAGUCUGCCAGCCAAGGCCGUCGGGUGGUUAAUCAUCGUGUCGACACGGUUCCUCGCCCAUCCGUCAUGCUCUGUGGCCUCUCAGCAGUACAAGUGUGGGGCGAACUGGGGCAGGUGGCAUCCCGGCUGCUCCCGUAAGUCACACUGUGACCGUCUUGGGAGCCAUGGAUCUCCUUGUAUUGUCCAAGUCUGUUUCGGUUACUUGGCUGAGGAAAUUCUACAGUGGCAAGCAGCACCCCUACUUGGCCCUAGAUCUUUGUAACCAACACUAAGCCCUUGACUUUAACAUCAGCCCCGGCCAUUUGCCAGCUUGGAAAUUCUUACCAAAGCCUUUAAGGAGACCUCAGGUGGACCCAUGCGCUGUUAGUGCCUUGGCCACGAAGGCCUCUUGUGGGCCGUAAUAUGCGCGCCCACCGCAGCCAUCCUCAUGGGUCACUCUGAAAAAUAUAACAAUGGACAGGGUAGACUGAGGCGCCUGCCAACCUUCAGCUCGGGAUUUGGCACUGCUGGGGGAUGGGCAAAACCGCCUUUGGCUGUAGCAACAGGCUUGGGGGGAGGGGGUAUCUUACAAUGGCUCUGUUCUGGGCAUGACCCCAUGCCAGCCAACACUGUUUGGAGAGCAAUAGAGAAGUGUGUAAUUCCAAAGAUGGUGUGUAGGGCAUUUUGCAUGCUACCUGCAAACCUGACCUGGCCUGGGGGUGAAGCUAAUUUGCCAGGGCCAUUGUCCACAGCAGUGCCCAAAGAUGGGAGUGGGCUGGGCUGCUGGCCUUGGCAAUUCUGCUGCUCAGUCUUGAGGACUUGGUUGCUGUCGCUGUGGGUGCAGGGGGGCGGGGGUGAAGGGGAUC
Molecule: messenger RNA, 9243 nt
Organism: Jaculus jaculus (lesser Egyptian jerboa)
Lineage: Eukaryota; Metazoa; Chordata; Mammalia; Rodentia; Dipodidae
Gene: Flnb
Product: filamin B
Exons: 46
Coding region: 138-7946 (2602 amino acids)
Biological process (GO): actin cytoskeleton organization
Molecular function (GO): actin filament binding
Source: RefSeq, a predicted model, not a curated record